UUGAGUCGCCUUCAGGGCGAGGAGAGGAGGCUUCGCCGAGGCGCUUUGGGGUCCGGUUCCUCCGCCAGCCUCGGCCCUCGGGGAGCCCCGAGGGGCGGCCGGAGGACCCCCCGAGGAUUAUUCUCUGAAGAUUUUCAUGCUGACGAUGUCUAAAUGGUGAUUCCACAUGGCUACAAAGGACAAACGAAGUUCUCCACCAAAUCACCCCCCAGAUCCUUUCCUGGAAAAGACAGUAGCAAAUUGGGGCUCCAUUCUAGAUUCAGUAAAAGAUCAGCUCCCAUCUCUGGAUUCGGAUUCUUCUUCAUCUGAUUACGAUGAUGAAGAACUGUUCAUUUUCCAACGAGAUGAAGCGACUCUGAUCCCCGAUCUGUCUGAAGAGCUGGCCGAUCUUUCUCCAGAUGUUCUAGAUGACCAGCAAAGGCAAGAAACAAUAAAGAAGUUAAGAGAAGCCUGGAUUGGAGGCCAGGAGGUUUCAGCCAUUCCACAAAAGGACAUUAUCCAACCUCUAAAAAUCAGGUGGCCUUCUCAAGACAGUAAGGCGGCAGAUGCUCUCCUCAGAAUCCCAGAAGAAACUCCCAAGUGGCAGAAAGGCGACUCGUUGGAAUUUUCUGAGCCAUCUACAGUGAAAGACCUGACAGAAGGACCUCAGGGAGAGGAAGACGCUACUCAGUCGGGGGAAAGAGGUCAGGCAACUGAUCAUUUUUGCUUUGAUAUCUCACCCCUGACAGAAGACUCAGAGCUGUUAAACUGGAAAACUACCAGAAGAGAGAGAGAGAAGAUGAUAAAAACGACUAUCCUCCAUAAGGAGACUCUCAAACCUCCUCUCGGGGUCUUAGAAAAGCCAGAGCUCACAAAAUGUCUUCCCUCUAAGUCUGUGGAUGACCAGGUGGAGCAAAGCACUGGAUCAGAAGAGGAGCAAGAAGCCAUGUCAGACAAGAAGGCCAAAGGACUGACAUUACUUUCUUUCCAGGAACUCAACCAAUUGGAUUUAGACAGGAUUCUUCGGAGCCUGAAGGAGCAGGAAGACUGGGGCGAUCACUCGGGAGGACCCUCAUGCUCUGCAGCGGAUCCCACUCGCAGCCAAGAAAGUUUGGCAGCAAAAUCGCAGGACAAGCUUAUGGAGCAGCUGGUCAACUUGUGUGCCAAGCAAUCCAAGGCCAUGUCUUCGUGCUACAUGGAGCCAACUGACAAGCUUUGUUCCUCCAAGGAGCUCCAGGUCAGAAGAAGCAGAGGAGAUAGCUUCUUACCAACUUGGCCAAGUCAAGGCCUGCAUGAAGGAUUGCACCUGAGGGGCAAACCAGAGCCCCCCACAGUUUUCAUCGAUCUAAGGACUUCUCUGCUCCAGAAAUCAGAACAGGACCCCCAAGAGCCAUGGAAAGACCCAAGCUCGAGUUACUGUUCCAGUGAUAGAGGGGAGGAGGAGCAGGAGGAUGAGGAGGAUGAGGAGGACGAGGAGGACGAGGAGGACAAGGAGGAAGAGACCCAACUUCUUAAGGAAGAAGAGAAACAGAAGAGAGUGCUACUGUCUUCCCCGAGUCCAAGCAGAGACUAUACCGGGAAAAGUCUACUUCUGCGACAACUCCGAGCUUUCCGAAAUAAAAUCUCUCAACCAUAGGGAACGAUCUCUCAGGAUGUAACCGGAGAAAAAUCGGGGCCAGAACCCAGGAACGAUUGAAGAAAUGGACAGGUUCAGAAUUGGGAAAAAGCAACAUUUAGAAACAAGAAAGACGCAGCUUCAGCAUAGCCCAAUCCAAUUAGAAGUGGAGGCGAAAAGCUCCCCUUUUCCCAGGCCAGCACGAGGAUCUGCCGGCGGAAAAACAAGAGGUUCAAGGUGGGAUCUUCAUUCAGCAAAAUCCCUAGUGGAGAUGCCACCCUUCCUUUGAACCAAGCAGUAGAAUCAUCCAGGUAAAGAUGGCGGGGGAGCAAAGUCAGCAGUACUCAUUCUAUUUGUGAUUUCAAAGCUUUAGCCACCACACUAUUUAGCGGGUGCGUCGACCCGAGAGAACUCUGGCUGCUGACCUUUAAAAAACUGAAUAAAAUUUGUUUCUCUUUCUCCUUCGA
Molecule: messenger RNA, 2061 nt
Organism: Ornithorhynchus anatinus (platypus)
Lineage: Eukaryota; Metazoa; Chordata; Mammalia; Monotremata; Ornithorhynchidae
Gene: DNAAF8
Product: dynein axonemal assembly factor 8
Exons: 9
Coding region: 167-1615 (482 amino acids)
Cellular component (GO): dynein axonemal particle
Molecular function (GO): dynein complex binding
Source: RefSeq, a predicted model, not a curated record